GAAGGCACACCCGAGUCUAGCCCGAUUGCGCAGUCAUCACCGACGGCGACCUUGCUCAUCCACGGCGUGGACGCAAGACGCUUGCUAAGUAGAACAGCAUAAGCGAUCAUUGGGAGGUUUUUGUAACGCCCACAAGGAGGAAUCGUAUAAAAAACGUACCUUGAAAGGUUAUCUGUACAUCAGAUUGCCGUCCAUCGUCUCCUUUAUACCUUGAGCCCUACCACCGAACAUGACGAAGCAGACUAUCAUCUGUGAGGAGGCUGUUCCUGCGCUGCCUGUCUUCGCGCACGCGACGAUCAGCGGUAAGACUAUGUACGUCUCCGGGAGCAUUGGCUGCGACAAAGAGUACAAGCUCCAGGGCGACAUCAAGGGCCAGACGAAAGCGGCCCUGGAGAACAUGUCGAAGGUCCUGAAGUCUGCGGGAACUGAUUUAAACAACAUCGUCAAGGUCAACAUCUUCUUGACGAACCUGAAGGAGGACUUUGCACCUAUGAACGAGGUAUACUCCGAGUUCUUCCCAAAGCACCCUCACUCGCGCACCUGCGUCGGCGUCGCUGUCCUGCCUCUAGGCGCAGCCGUCGAGAUCGAGUGCAUUGCUGAGCUGCCUUGAAGAGUGUCCAUGCGAUGCUGACCAGUCACAACGGACGUGAGAAUGACAACGGUUGUAGCCAUCUAGUAGCUGCGUCCGACGAAUGUAAAAACGACAAUGUAGUAAAUGCAAAGAAUAGCAGCCGGUGUUCUCGCUGAUCGUGGCACAAAGCGAGCCACGCGUAUGUUUGUACAUAGUCGUAAGCUUUCGCCCGUAGGAUCGUUUACUAUGACACGACGCUUGUCGAGUGAUUUGAGUCUCCAGAAA
Molecule: messenger RNA, 856 nt
Organism: Fomitopsis serialis
Lineage: Eukaryota; Fungi; Basidiomycota; Agaricomycetes; Polyporales; Fomitopsidaceae
Product: YjgF-like protein
Exons: 4
Coding region: 230-610 (126 amino acids)
Cellular component (GO): mitochondrion; cytosol
Molecular function (GO): deaminase activity
Source: RefSeq, a predicted model, not a curated record